UUUUGAUGCUCUGUUAGAUUUGCAAAAGAGAGUUACGGCAAAGACGCAAGACAAAAAUGCGUUAUCAACAAUCAAAGCAAACCUAACCGUCGUCGCAAGAAACCGGACUAAACCGUCAUCGCAAGACACCGGGCUUAGGACAAGGUGCGAUUAUAGCAGUUGUCCGUUCGCAAAACCUAACCCAUCGUCGCAAGAAGUGGGCUUAGGACGAACUGCCAAAACUCGCAUGAGUGUUCGAAUCGGAAUAAUAUACUUAUCUUUAUCGCU
This is a messenger RNA of Ambispora leptoticha, 267 nucleotides long. Lineage: Eukaryota; Fungi; Glomeromycota; Glomeromycetes; Archaeosporales; Ambisporaceae. The record is from the annotation of a GenBank genome assembly.